Molecule: messenger RNA, 2556 nt
Organism: Phragmites australis (common reed)
Lineage: Eukaryota; Viridiplantae; Streptophyta; Magnoliopsida; Poales; Poaceae
Product: probable WRKY transcription factor 2
Exons: 6
Coding region: 598-2340 (580 amino acids)
Biological process (GO): regulation of DNA-templated transcription
Molecular function (GO): DNA-binding transcription factor activity; sequence-specific DNA binding
Source: RefSeq, a predicted model, not a curated record
AAAAAUCCUCCCAAGUCUCUCUUCCAGUUCCCAACCCUUCUCCUCGGUCAAACCGCCUUUCUCUCUCCUCCCUUCUCCCUCCCUCUCAAAAAAAGUAGCUCCCGGAGAACCGAGAGGCUGGAGAAAGAAAGCCGGAAAGAGGCAGCGAAAUCUCACGUUGUUGAGAAUUCUUUCUUUUGUUUUCGAGUCCUUUGUUUUUUCCUGUUUUUUAGGGGGGUUCUUGGUUGGAGUGAGAGCUCAACUCCAUUUGUGCCCGCGAGAUCUUCGUUCCCCUCGUGUAUAGCCUUUUGGUUGGUGAAAGUGCGAUAAGAACAUCAAGAAAGGGAACCCAAAGCUUUGUCCGGAUUUUUCGCUGCUCCUGUUCUUGCAGGAGAAAUUUCGUUCGGUUACUAGGUUUUGUUCGGGCUGUUCUUCUCCUUUAUUGGUAGGAGCGAGCAGAACACAUGAUCCGUGUCUGAUACUGACGGCCUUGUCGACGCUCUGGACUCCAAUCCAUCCACCCUGCUGCUUUCGCUUUUGGGGUGAGAAGAGGAAGCAAUCAUUUGAUAUCGGAGACCUCGCCCAGCCCAGUUGAGUUAGAGGUUAAUUUCUUGCUGCAUGGCGGGCACAAGCGACCGCGGAUCCCUUAUGGAGGAGUGGAUGCUGCCCCCUACACCAAGCCCAAGAACACUCAUGUCAAGCUUACUGAAUGAAGAAUUCAGCUCAGGUCCAUUCUCCAAUCUGUUCAAUGAACAUAGCAACAAGCAACCCCAUGAUCGAUCUGAAAAGAGCAGAGAACUUGUGAAUUUGAGCGAUGAGGUGCCUGCUCAAGCUGCAAAAGCCACAUUUCAGAAGGAUUUCUUCCUGGAGCCAAAUUUGUUCAGUGCUAAUCAGAAAUCAAACUCACAUGGUGGUUUGGCAGAGCGCAUGGCUGCGAGAGCAGGUUUUAGUGUUCCAAAAAUUGAUACCUCUAGAGUUGGUUCAUCCACGGUUAUUCGAUCUCCUGUGUCCAUUCCACCUGGUCUUAGUCCAACUACACUCCUUGAAUCACCUGUUUUUCUUUACAAUAAGAUGGCACAGCCUUCUCCAACCACAGGCAAAUUGCCAUUUUUAAUGGCUGCAGAUGUUAAUUCAACGAUACAACCAGCUGCGAAGAUAACUGAAGACUGUACAUUUGAUAAUGAUGUUUUUUCCUUCCAACCCUACUUAGGUUCUAAAGAGCGAAGUUUCUCAACUGCGGAAAAGGGUUACAGUGCUUAUCAGCAAAACCAGUCCUUGUCGAAUAUCCGUCAGCAGGAAUCCAGUCUUCAGUCAAACUUUACUGCAGUCAAGGAGAACACUGAUGAAAGAAUUGCUAAACCAAAUACAUCCAACUCCAUGUUCGGUGUUAAUCACUGUUCUCCUGGUGAAGAGGAAGAUGACGAGACAAACCAAAAUGCGCAAGGUGAAGGUGUUGUGGCUAGGCCAGCUACUUGUCUUCCUGUAUCAGCGCAUGGUGAUGCAUCUAUCAUGGAGUCUCAAGAUGCAGUUGAUGUCUCGUCGACGCUGUCUAACGAGGAGGAUGAGAGGGUAACACAUGGCACUGUUUCUAUAGAGUGUGAUGGCGAUGAAGAUGAGACUGAAUCUAAACGAAGGAAGCUGGAUGCUUUAGGAGCUGCUACUAUUACUACUACUGCCGUCACCAGUACCAUUGACAUGGGAGCUGCCGCCUCAAGAGCUGUCCGGGAGCCUCGGGUUGUUGUGCAGACCACAAGCGAGGUUGACAUUCUUGAUGAUGGGUAUCGGUGGCGCAAGUAUGGGCAGAAGGUUGUUAAAGGCAAUCCAAAUCCGAGGAGCUACUACAAAUGUACACACCCUGGCUGUUCAGUGCGCAAGCAUGUGGAAAGAGCGUCGCAUGAUCUGAAAUCAGUCAUCACGACAUACGAGGGCAAGCACAAUCAUGAAGUUCCAGCAGCCAGAAACAGUGGGCAAGCCGGCUCCAGUUCUGGCAGCGCACCAUCUGCAUCACAUGCUAAUCACCGUAGGCAAGAACCAGCACAAGCCAGCUUCACUCACUUCGGUGUCACCGCUCCUUUCGGCUCCUUCGCUCUCCCACUGAGCAGCCAGCUGGGACCUGCAACAAGCAGUUUCCGGUUCAGGAUGGUUCCGCCAGGCAUGGCGCUUCCAAUGCCCUCUCUAGGAUCUCUUGCUCCAACAAAGAUGAUUGGAAAUUCAUCAGCUAUGCAGGGCUACCCAGGGUCAAUGAUGCCAGGAGAGCUGAAGGCAGAGCCAGUGUCGCAAUCAGGCUACCCAGGGGUAAAUGCAACCCCAUUAGCUUAUCAGCAGAUGAUGAGCAGGCCUCCUUUUGGUCCUCAGAUGUAAAUAAUAGGAAAAUGAAAAAAGGGAUAGAUUCACUUCAGCUUAUAUACAUGAUAGUAUCGCCACAACAUUGCUUUGUUCUAGUGUUCAUGGAUCCUCCAAUUUUUUUCCCUGUCGCGCAUUUCUUUGAAGCAAAGAAUGCCGAGGAUGAUACCCUGUCUUGCUGUCUCAGGCGAUGUAAAUUGGAUAAUCGAUCGAAACUCCUGGUUGUGAAUACUA